AUGAGUUCAGGAAUGUCGCUGGACUUAGAACGUGUUUGCAACCCCUGGCUUCAUCGAUUUUUCACUCUUCUAUGUGAACGAGGUCUAGGCAAGGACCUUUCUGCUCAAACCGAUUCAACCACUAAUGACUGGCCUUCCCUAAAUCCUGAUGAUCUUCCUGGAUUGAGUGGUGUCCUCAGUAGAGUCGAAGAUGAACUAUCUAGUGGCAUGGAAUCUACACUGAAUCAGGUCCUCAAGGAGUUAAAUCGAGUUAUGCCCGAAAUUGUUCCAACUGCUGAUACAGCUGCUGUUCUUCAAGUGAAAAGGGCCAAUGGGGAGGAAGAUGAAAAGGCGGCCAAUAAGAAACGACGACGGAUCAUGGCGGCUGAUCUGUUUGGGAUUAAGGUGGAGGAUGAUGGAUUUGACGGUACUAAGUCUCAGAUGGAGGCCACGAAAGUACCAAGUAAUUUGCAAAUAGGGUCAAUCGAUCCUGUCAGGGAUUUCAAGCAGAUGCUAAAAGCUGGUCUCGUUAAUAAAGCUUGCUCUGAAAUGGAGGCCCACAUUCUACGCCUCAUUAAUGAUCCCCUGACGCCGGAACUUCUCCGCCCACGAGCUAUCCAGUGUCUUCGUAGUUACCGUGACACCGGUUUGAACUCCGGAACUUCCAUCGAAGUUCCUAACUCUUAUAAUGCUUUCUUAAUCAAAUGGCGACGGGAACUCGAAUCAACUCAAACUUCGAGUAAUCAACUAGCCUUCUGGAACGAUGUAAUCUCCACUGACACCUCCCUCGUACCAAUCAGUUGUGAUGAUUUGCUAGGCAUGACAAUGACUCCCGGAGAAGCGAAAUCUUUGAUCCAUGAUCCAUUGAAAAGGCUAGAAGACCCUGGAGACAAACCCGAUAUCGCUCAACCAAUGGCUUGCACCGAUGAUUUGGUAAGGGAGCCUCUCAACAACCGGGUGUGGGCCCUGGCAUGCUUUUGA
Rodentolepis nana is the source of this 960-nucleotide messenger RNA. NCBI's taxonomy places the organism in Eukaryota, Metazoa, Platyhelminthes, Cestoda, Cyclophyllidea, Hymenolepididae. The record is from the annotation of a GenBank genome assembly.